Neoarius graeffei (lesser salmon catfish) is the source of this 474-nucleotide messenger RNA. RefSeq names its product nuclear pore complex-interacting protein family member B3-like. The transcript is spliced from 3 exons. The record is from RefSeq and is a predicted model, not a curated record. The annotation marks the transcript as partial. Lineage: Eukaryota; Metazoa; Chordata; Actinopteri; Siluriformes; Ariidae.
CGGCGUCUCUCCGGCCUGCCGCCCUCCCUCCCGGCGUCUCUCCGGUCUCCCUCCCUCCCUCCCUCCCGGCGUCUCUCCGGUCUCCCUCCCUCCCUCCCUCCCUCCCUCCCGGCGUCUCUCCGGUCUCCCUCCCGGCGUCUCUCCGGCCUCCCUCCCUCCCUCCCGGGGUCUCUCGGGUCUCCCUCCCGGCGUCUCUCCGGUCUGCCGCCCUUCCCUCCCUCCCUCCCUCCGUCCCGGCGUCUCUCCGGCCUGCCGCCCUCCCUCCCGGCGUCUCUCCGGUCUCCCUCCCUCGCUCCCUCCCGGCGUCUCUCCGGUCUCCCUCCCUCCCGGCGUCUCUCCGGUCUCCCUCCCUCCCGGCGUCUCUCCGGUCUCCCUCCCUCCCGGCGUCUCUCCGGUCUCCCUCCCUCCCUCCCGGCGUCUCUCCGGUCUCGGCGUCUCUCCGGUCUCCCUCCCUCCCUCCCGGUGUCUCUCCGG